GGUGUUGGAUUCUUACGGCUGAAAGACAAACCGCUGUAAUAAGGACAAAGUAUGUUCAAGUUAUAUUAGGCCAGAAUAUGAGCUUUUUUGAUACAUACGGAAACAAUGGGGACAUAAUGAACCAAGUCUUGACUGAUGUUCAAGUAAUUCAAUGUGCUCUUAGUGAAAAGGUUCGGAGUUAUAUUCACAACAUUGCAGCAUGUGUCGGUGGGCUUGUCAUUGCAUUGAUAAACUGCUGGCAGAUUGCAUUUGUAGCAUUGGCAACAGGCCCAGUCAUUUUCGCUACAGGUUGGAUUUCAAACGUAUUCCUCCGUAAAUUUGAAAUAAACCUUCAAGAUGCUUAUGUUCAUGCUGCAAAUGUUGCUGAAGAGGCACUGGCAAACAUUAGGACACUAUAUGCAUUCACAAAUGAAGCAUUGGCCAAGCAUUCUUAUGCAGCAUCUCUAUAUAAUACAUUAAAAUAUGGUAUCACAAUAAGCCUUGUUCAAGGACUUGGAGUUGGAUUCACAUAUGGAUUUGGAAUGUGUUCUUGUGCUUUGCAACUUUGGGUAGGAAGGUUUUUAGUUACAAGUGGACGAUACAGUGGUGCGGAAAUCUUGACUGCCGUUUUUGCUAUAGUUUUAAGUGGCCUUGGGUUGAAUCAGGCUUCAACGAACCUAUAUUCAUUUGAGCAAGGUCGUAUAGCUGCAUAUAGACUUUACGAGGUUAUAAGACACUCUGGUUCGACUGCUAAUUUGGAUGGAGAUACUUUAGUUUCUGUACAAGGAAAGAUUGAGUUUCAAAAUGUUUUCUUCAGUUAUCCUUCUUGUCCUGCGGUUCCUAUCUUAAGUGGAUUUUACCUUACCGUCCCUGCCAAAAAAACCGUGGCACUUGUCGGAAGAAGUGGAUCAGGCAAAAGUAGCUUGACUCGCCUCCUGGCACGCCACUAUGAUCCUAAUCUUGGAGAGGUUCUUUUGGAUGGAGUUAAUACCAAAAACCUGAAGCUAGAAUGGUUGAGACAACAAAUAGGGCUUGUGACACAAGAACCUGCUUUAGCAUGUUUAAGCAUAUUGGAUAACAUUGCUUAUGGGCGCCCGGACAUAACUUUGGAUCAGAUUCAGGAGGCUGCUAAAAUAGCAAAUGUGCAUGCAUUCAUAAGCUCUCUUAAAAGUGGAUACGAGACUCAGGUGGGUAAAUUUGGGUUAGCAUUGACAGACGAACAGAAGACAAGAAUCUCAAUUGCUAGAGCAGUUCUUUUAAACCCUUCAAUUCUGCUGCUUGAUGACGUUACCAGCAAACUUGAUUUGGAAGCAGAAAAUGCUGUCUAUGAUACCUUACAUAAGAUCACACUUGGUAGAUCAACUAUCAUGAUUGCUCGGAGAGUAAAUCUUGUGAAAGAUGCGGAUUCGAUUGCUGUGAUGGAUGGUGGUCAGUGUGUUGAAAUGGGUACACACGAUGAACUGAUUAGCGCACACGGGUUGUAUUCAGAGCUACUUAGAUGUGAAGAAGUGGUCAAACUUCCUGAAAGGUUGCCAAGUAAGAAUGAAAAUGCGAAUGACUCAAAUAACGGUAUUGAAAUGAGUUCAAACUCGGACCAUAAAGUUAACGGCACCCCGCGUUUAAGUAAUCGAGUUGGUGAUAUGGUUCAGUUAAUCGGGAAAUACAACAGUAAACAUCAGAGUUUGCCAUCUUUAGGGAGACUUGUGAAGCUAAGUUUACAAGACUGGUUGUAUGCAGUUUUGGGAAGUGUGGGGGCUUCCAUCUUUGGAUCUUUUAGACCAAUUCUAGCCUACAUUGUAGGGCUGAUAAUGACCGCAUAUUAUAAACGUGAUGCAAGUCGUUUUGAUGUUGACAAAUGGUGCUUGAUAAUCGCUUGUAUGGCUAUCGUUGUUCUAGUAGCCACCGUGUUACAACACUUCUACUUCGGAAUCGUGGGAGAAAAACUGACCGAAAGAAUCAGAAGAAUGAUGUUCUCAUCCAUGCUCGAGAGCGAAAUAGGAUGGUUUGAUAAAAAUGAAAACAAAAGUGACAAUUUGUUGUCACGAUUAGCAAACGACGCCACAUAUGUUCGUGCUACUUUCACCGACCGCCUGUGUAUUCUUAUCCAAGACUUUUGUGCUGCUUUUGCUGCUAUAGUUAUUGGAUUCUCUCUAGAAUGGAGGCUGGCGUUGGUCGCUUCGAUUACCAUACCAUUUCUUAUCGUCUUUACAGUUGCACAGAGAAGGGGAUUUUCCGGGUUCUCAAGGGGGAUUGAGGAGCUUCACAAGAAGGCUUCCGUGGUUCUUGAAGAUUUGGUAAAGAACAUCUCUAUUGUGAUGGCAUAUUGUGCUGGUAAUGAGGUAUCAAGAGUCUAUAGUUUAUACCUCAAAAAAGUUUACAAACAAACUUUACUCCAUGGGAUGCUAACCGGAUUCAUGUUCGGUUUUUCACGAUUUAUGUUUUUCGCUUGCAACGGUAUUCUACUAUGGUACACUGCUGUUUCUAUAAGAAAUGGAUAUAUUGACCUUCCAACAGCCCUUAGAGAAUACAUUGUCUUCACUUUUGUUACUUUCGCACUCGUGGAACCUUUCGGGAUCAUGACACGUAACACAGACAAAACCAGAAAAGAUCUUGUCCGGGUGUUCGAUAUCAUCAAUCAUGUUCCCAAGAUUAGCCAUGAUGAGUCUACUGCUCUUAAACCGGUUAAUGCUUAUGGAACUAUCGAGUUUAAAAAUGUCCACUUUUGUUACCCGAAAAGUCCAGAAGUCAUGGUGUUGCGGGAUUUCACCGUUAAAGUUGACGGUGGACACACGGUGGGUGUAGUCGGGGUCUCGGGUUCAGGAAAAAGUACUCUACUUUCUUUAAUUCUAAGAUUUUAUGAUCCAGUUUCCGGGCAGAUACUUUUAGAUGGAAAAGAUUUAAAACAGUUUAAUCUAAGAUGGUUAAGGAACCAACUCGGUUUGGUCCAACAAGAACCUGUGAUGUUCUCGACGAGCAUUAGAGAAAACAUCGUUUACGCAAGACAUAACGCAAGUGAAACUGAGAUCAAAGAAGCAGCGAGAAUCGCGAAUGCACACCAUUUUAUUAGUAGUUUGCCUAAAGGGUAUGACACGAAAGUGGGUCCCGGUGGAGUGGAGUUAACACCGGGACAAAAACUUCGAGUCGCGAUUGCUCGUGUGGUGUUGAAAAGCACGCCCAUUUUGUUACUAGAUGAGGCAGACAGUAGAAUUGAAGACGAGUCAAGACGUGUGGUACAAGAGGCACUAGAUAGACUCUUAAUUGGCAGCAAAACAACGAUUUUAGUUGCACGAAGAGAGUCAAUGAUGAGACGAGUUGACAAAAUAUUGGUUGUUAAUGGAGGCCAGAUUGUGGAAAGUGGGACUCAUGAUUCUCUUGUGUCAAAUAAGGAUGGUGUUUAUGCGAAAUUGACACAACCUCGUUUUGUAAAAGGAUUACGGCCUCAUUUUCUUGCUUCUACACAAUAGCUUUUAAUUAUGUUUCUAUUAUGCAAAUAAUUGAUUUUGUAAUUAACGUUUAUAUAUAUAUAUUUUUAGAUUUUUUAGUUUA
Molecule: messenger RNA, 3525 nt
Organism: Helianthus annuus (common sunflower)
Lineage: Eukaryota; Viridiplantae; Streptophyta; Magnoliopsida; Asterales; Asteraceae
Product: ABC transporter B family member 20-like
Exons: 8
Coding region: 78-3443 (1121 amino acids)
Biological process (GO): transmembrane transport
Cellular component (GO): membrane
Molecular function (GO): ABC-type transporter activity; ATP binding; ATP hydrolysis activity
Source: RefSeq, a predicted model, not a curated record